This is a messenger RNA of Olea europaea var. sylvestris, 900 nucleotides long. RefSeq names its product 30S ribosomal protein S16-2, chloroplastic/mitochondrial. The transcript has 4 exons. The coding region runs from base 198 to 614 and encodes 138 amino acids. Gene Ontology annotation, cellular component: small ribosomal subunit; ribosome. Gene Ontology annotation, molecular function: structural constituent of ribosome. The record is from RefSeq and is a predicted model, not a curated record. Lineage: Eukaryota; Viridiplantae; Streptophyta; Magnoliopsida; Lamiales; Oleaceae. Gene Ontology annotation, biological process: mitochondrial translation.
UUCAUGAUUCUUUUUUACUCUUUAUUUCUUUCUUUUUCAACCCUAACAGAAAUUUGCAAAAGGAUUUUGGAAACUCUCUGCUAUUUCUGUGAUCCGAAACAAGCCAACAUUCUUGUUCUUUCAAGGAAUUCAAACUCAAUUGUUAGAGAAUAGAGGUAAUAACUGCAAGCAAAAGAAGCUAUAAUAAGAGGAGGAAAAUGGUGGUCCGCUUGCGGCUUUCAAGGUUUGGAUGCAGAAACAAGCCAUUCUACCGAGUCAUGGCAGCUGAUAGUAUAUCUCCCAGAGAUGGCAAGCAUUUGGAAGUUUUGGGCUACUACAAUCCCCUCCCUGGUCAAGAUGACGGUAAAAGAAUGGGUCUUAAUUUUGACAGAAUGAAAUACUGGCUUUCAGUUGGAGCACAACCUUCAGAACCUGUGCAACGCCUUCUUUUCCGAGCAGGCUUGUUGCCCCCACCGCCAAUGCUAGCAAUGGGAAGAAAAGGUGGCCCACGAGACACACGUCCAGUUGAUCCUAUGACUGGGCAUGUUUUGACACCUGAAAAAACAAACGGCGGGAAAUUAAAAGGGGUCACUGAAGGCGAUGAAGCUGACCCGGAAGAAAUUUCAAAUAGUUAAUGAAUUAUACUCCUCAAUUCAGUUUCUAAUGGCUUGCAGUUGUAACUUUGAAUUAUGAAAUCAAAGAAAAUAUUCAAAAUGGUAGGACUCUUUAAGAUAGAAACUGCUGCUACUUUUUGUGCAUUGCAAUAAUUUCCACAUUUUCAAAAUCAAUUGACACUUUUCACAUUAGACAUGGCGUCAAUGUAUGCAUGUAUGUGUGUGUGUGAUAAGAGUAAGAGCCCAUUUGAGAAGGCUUUUGUUUUUGCUUUUGCUCCUACUUAUUAUAGAAAGAUUUUUUGAGGAA